Molecule: messenger RNA, 1455 nt
Organism: Salvia miltiorrhiza (redroot sage)
Lineage: Eukaryota; Viridiplantae; Streptophyta; Magnoliopsida; Lamiales; Lamiaceae
Product: protein FAR1-RELATED SEQUENCE 5-like
Exons: 4
Coding region: 1-1455 (484 amino acids)
Biological process (GO): regulation of DNA-templated transcription
Source: RefSeq, a predicted model, not a curated record
AUGGAACAUUCCCAAAAGACUUUGCUCAUGGCGAUGAAGUCUAGUGGAAUUGGUGUUAGUCGUGCGUAUCGUUUUCUGGAUAAUGAAGCUGGAAAUCGUGAAAACAUUGCUUUCACACGCAAAGAUGUCUACAAUGAGCUCAACUGUGAAUCUGCAAAAUUGGGGCAAGUUGCCAAUGCCGAUGCGAACAAGUUGAUGGAGUACCUCACCGACAAAGGAUUGAGCGACCCUUCGUUCUAUUGGAAGGUAAAGUUGAGUGAUGAUGGCAGGUUUGACAACCUCUUCUUUAGGGAUAGUAGAUGCCUUGUUGAUUAUCAACAUUUUGGUGACGUUAUAUCUGUCGAUGCUACCUAUAAAACCAACAAGUAUGACCUGAUUUGUGUCCCUCUGGUUGAAAUCAAUCAUCAUCGGACGAAUGUAAUGUUCGCGAUGGCCUUUUUAUCUAACAAAAAAACCGAGUCGUAUGAGUGGUUGUUUUCUACAUUUCUAGAGACAAUAUAUCAUAAAAAGCCUUCUAUAAUUUUCUCCGACCAAGAUUAUGCUCUUAUGAACGGUGUUGACGUUACAUUUCGACACACAAAGCACAGGCUUUGUCAAUGGCAUAUAAACAAGAAUGCGGAGUUCGAAGUCAGUUGGGCAAGUAUGAUUGAAGAGUUCAACCUGUCGGAUAAUAGAUGGUUUAGUAGCAUGUACAAGUUAAGAAAGCGAUGGUCUACUGCUUUUACCCGAGAUAGAUUUACCGGUGGUUUGCAUGCGACAUCUCGUAGUGAAGUGACGAACAAAGUUCUUAAAGAACUGUGUUGCUCAACUUCUAGUGUCCAUGAAUUUGUUCUAGGUUUUGAGAGAUUACAAAGAAAUUGGCGCACACAAAAGUUCGAGGAAGAUGCUCUUUGUCGAGGCAUGCCUGGUAUGUUUUUGCGAUCUACUGAAAUUCUCGUGCAAAUUGGUGAGCUGUGUACCCGUAACAUUUUCAAGUCAAUUGAGUACGAAGCCAUUAACUCUGUAUUAGUGAAAGUGUUUAAUGAGCUACCUGAUUUGAACGACGAGUUCCUUGAGUAUAGAGUCGCUUCUAAAAUGGCUAUUACAGGUUAUCGUGUUGUCACAUUCAAUCAGGCAACAAAGAUAGGUUAUUGUUCGUGUAAAAUGUGGAAAACUGAGGUGAAAUCGUUGAGGCAGUCUCAACCUUUGAAUACCGACCGAGAACCAUUUGCUGGAAGAUUCAAAGAGCCACUGCAUCGCCCUGUAAAGAAUUUAAUUCAGAAGAAGAAGCCUCUGUUCCGACGUAGGUUUUUUACUAAACACAGGGAUUAUCGUAGAUCUCAGGUUUUUAGUAGCUCUAAACCAACUGGCGAUGGCACUGAUUUUGUUCGGUCCACAACCAUUCCAAACUUUUUUAACUCUCAAGGUAUUAACCUAAACGAUGAUGACGACACCGAUCGUUUCACCGUUGAUUAG